Messenger RNA from Cetraspora pellucida, 1335 nucleotides. The record is from the annotation of a GenBank genome assembly. Lineage: Eukaryota; Fungi; Glomeromycota; Glomeromycetes; Diversisporales; Gigasporaceae.
AUGGACACACUAAGACGUAGAAGCAGAAAACCCAACAAAUAUUUAGAUGAAGUCGGUGUUGUUGGAAGAAAAACUGGCAUAACAAUUUCGGAGGAUGUGACGAAAAAUGCUGAUGGCUUGGAGGACGUGGAUGCUUUCUUCGAAGCCGCAAAUUCUACAACUACAAAUAUUGACGCUUUCGUAGAAGCCGCAAAUUCUACAACGACAAAUAUUGACACUUUCGUCAAAGCCGCAAAUUCUACAACUACGAACAUCGGCACUUUCGUCGAAGCCGCAAAUUCUACAACUACAAACAUUGAAGCUUUCGUUGAAGCCACAAAUUCUACAACGACAAACAUUGACGAAAUAUCAAUGUCUCUUGUCACAGAUGAUUCGCCACAGGAAACAUAUUCGCCUCAUAAAAGUACGACUCCUUUAGAACCGGAGCAACCAUCACAUAAAAAUACAUCCCCUUCUGAAACAGGACCAACACCUUCUAAAAAGAAGGAUGGAGAUAGGGUUGUACUGUAUAGGCGUCGUGCCAUGGAAAGUCCAACAACAACAUUCAAUCUUGGCAACUCUAGGGGAGACAACACCGAUGAAGAACGCGAUCCAAGUACAGAUCAAGAAGUAAAUAGUCUAAAAAAUAAAAAGAAAGCAAAGAAAACAGCGUAUACAAAGACAGUUAUUCCCAAAUCUAUUUAUGAUCAAAACGAAAGUUCGAGUGAUAACAAAGGAAGAAAGUUACGAAGAAGUAAACGUCAACGUAUCAAGCCUCUGGAAUUCUGGAGAAACGAAAGAAUUAUAUAUGGACCAACAAAAACAGGCAUGGGUGCUACAGGCAAAGUUAUUCGUGUUCCUCGGUCAGACGACAAAGAAUCAGGUGUUGUACGAGAUACAAAGAAACGAAAGAGGGGCGAUAAAAAGACUACCCUUAAGAAGGGCGUAACGGAUGAUGAAAACAUUGACGAAGCAGCAUCUGCUGAAGGGUUUGCUAUCGAUUGGGAGACUAAUGAAAAAAUUACACGACGCUUAAUAUAUACCCUUUCAAUGUAUCAAACUGAAGCCAUUGAAAAUGAUGGGUUCAAGCUCCAAAAAACUUUUUCGGAAGGCGAUUUCUUUUCGGCAGGAUUGAUCGAUAUACCAAAAGGGCAUAAAAAAUCAGGAAGGAAUUCCAACGAAAGUGCAAUGGUAUUUUUUGUCUUUAAAGGGCCAGUAACGUUUCAACUCGAUACGCAAAUGUUUACGGUCAAAGAAGGAGCUCAAUUCUUUGUUCCGCGAGGUAAUAUGUACAGCAUAACAAAUCCAAGCAAAAGGAGCGAAGCACGAUUAUUUUUUGCUCAAGCUAAAAAGUAA